GUCGUCUCCUUUUUCUAAUCUAGAGCUCUUUCCCCUUUCGUUCUUGUCCAAGUGGGUUAUCCCAUAGAAAAUGUCUUGUUCCGUGGUCUCAUCGUCCCUCUCACUCGCCCCAUUCGACUCGGGUGCGACUCGCCAGACUCGCUCCGGCAAACUCGGCUCAUCACUCUCAUGGGUGUCCUCAUUUCCUUCUCUUGGACUCUCUGUCGACACCGCCUGGAGAAUCUCAUCCCCCAUCGUCAACAAGAAAUCAUUCAUCCAAGCUGCGUGGACUCGAAGAUCACGGGGUGAAGCAGCAAAAAGGCCGAACAGGAAGUCAUGGAAGCAGAGGACAGACAUGUACAUGAGGCCGUUCUUGCUCAACGUCUUCUUCUCCAAGAAGUUCAUACACGCGAAAGUGAUGCACAGACCGACAAGCAAAGUCAUUUCGGUUGCCACCACGAAUGCCAAGGAUCUCAGGACGAGUCUCCGUUCCCUCACCGACCAUAACGCGUGCAGGAUCAUCGGUACACUCAUAGCUGAGCGUUCAAAGGAAGCGGAUGUUUAUGCUUUGUCUUAUGAGCCGAGAAAAGGCGAAAGAAUCGAGGGUAAGCUCGGGAUCGUUAUCGAUACGAUCAAGGAAAACGGUAUUCUAUUUGUGUCGUGAAUCUUGUUUUAACUUCUUGUAUCUUUGUACUUUGGGAAGUUUCAUGUAGAGAUUUUGAUCUAAAUGCUUCAUGAUACUUUCAAUUAUCAGAAGGGCUAAAGAAAACUUGGGAAUUCAAUUUCCAAUCAGUAUUGGUUUCA
Messenger RNA from Tarenaya hassleriana, 783 nucleotides. Its product is annotated as 50S ribosomal protein L18. The record is from RefSeq and is a predicted model, not a curated record. Gene Ontology annotation, molecular function: 5S rRNA binding; structural constituent of ribosome. Gene Ontology annotation, biological process: translation. Bases 71 to 643 code for a protein of 190 amino acids. The transcript has 2 exons. NCBI's taxonomy places the organism in Eukaryota, Viridiplantae, Streptophyta, Magnoliopsida, Brassicales, Cleomaceae. Gene Ontology annotation, cellular component: ribosome.